CAUGGACACGGACGAGGUCUCGCAUGACACACCGGUGAUCGUGUCUGACGAAAAAUCUGACGGGUCUUCGUCUCCAACACCCUCUCAAGAGUAUACGCCGUUGGCAGUCCAGGAGGAUGAACCUUGUGUCACGGAUCUCACCUUCAGACAUCGCUGACGAUUCGGCGGCCUUGUUGGAUUUGACUUUGGACAAUAACGAGACAGAUGUCAACAUAGAUAUAAAUACCACUGUCGGCAGCAUGGACUCCGCAGAUUUGGCAGACAUUUCUGUACAGAGUGAAGACCCUCCGAUGAACGAACCUGAUUCACCGACGCCUCUUGCAGCACUCGUUGAGGUCGAGCGGUCACAAUCUCCAGCACCCUUACCUACUUCUCCAUCGCCGCCGCCACCACCAGUCAUAUGUGUCAUUGAUGAUGUUGGAGCUCAUACAGAAGUCGCAUCCGAUCUAGCAACCGCUACAAAUGAAGAAGACUCGUCCAUUGAUGUCAGCAUUAAUGCGUCGCCCGGCGUCACCUCGAUCGCAACCUCCGAACUUGACCAUUCUGGCGCUAGUGAUUUAAUACUCUAUGAACGGGUGUCUGUUGAGGUAUCAAAUCUACCUCAAUACCAGCUUUUACGGACGCCAGAUGAUACAGCUGCGGUUGAGCAGCACCGAGCCCGUACUUCACCGGAAUCGCCACGUCCGAGCAGUGUUGCUAUGGCCAGCCGUUCAGCCGAGUCCAUUCUAGCCUCAGUUGAAUUCCUGGAAGCUGAGAACGCUUAUGUCGAGAGGGACCAUACGGAGCUGACUCCAAUACCGGAUUCUCCAUUUGUUAUAAACUCAUAUGAUGGCGAGUCCACGCCUGUUCCAUCACAGCCGUCGUCUCCAGCUCGUGAAUCUUUCUCACCUCCCACACCCUCGACCCCAUUGCCUCGUCCCGUAAGCAUGAUAGAGACCAGCCCCAGUCACGUCACUACCACUCAUCGCAAGACCAGUAGCGGCAACCAAGCUCCGCCAAUCCCACCUUUUGAAUCCUCGCCUUACCCCACCGAAACCGAAUUUGGCGAACUAACACUUCACAAUACUACGCGUUCGUUUUCGCGUCCUCACACUUUUGCUUCACACUAUGCCGAAUCGGAGCCAGUAACAUCUGGAGAUCCGUCAUUUUCGGCCGUUGUGCAUGGUAGAGUGAGGGAAGUGGCGACGUUGCCUUCGAGGUCCCUUUAUCCGCCGUCUACACCACAGAUGAACAGGGUCAAACGCGCCAUGAACGUGGAACCUCCUCCCACUCCUGGAUCUAGUGAACUGGCACUGCUGCUUAAGGACGCUGCUCUUCUGGAACGCUCACUGAUGAAUGGGGAGCUGCCAAGUGAGGUAGGCUAUGCGGACAAGAACAGAUCUGUUCCCACUCCCGAAAAUCCUCACCGGCAUCUACAAGAGGCAAAGGCGGCUGAAGCCCGGUUACCCCGUGUUGUUGGCAAAGACGAGCCAAGGCGAAAACGUAGCUUUCGGAUGCCGCAGGCUCUUUCUCGAAACAAGACCAAGCCUCGAGAGGAUGCUAGCAAGGUUUCCCAGGACUUGGUACACGGCAAAAGGGCAGUGGUGAGGUCACCCCUUGGAAUGGGCCCAGGUCCCGAGUCCGAUCAGACUUGUUCGUACCUCAGGCCACAUCCGACAUGGAUCUGGUAGCGUCUUAGAGACAACACCAGAGGAUGAUCGGCCCCCGACGCCGCCGCCAAAAUCGCCACGCUCCAAAUACCUUGCCAGCUUCAGAAGGCUAAGCUAGCGCAUCUCGUGCUUCGACAUUUCAUGGUCCGUCGCGUCACAGCGUCUCUUCUGAGAUUUCAUCCGAUGAUUCGCUUCCUGUCGUCACUCCUCCUGAUAAUAGCCCGGACUUGGUUGAUUCGGGGACCGUAAGACCUGGGACUGGGAUUGGCAUAGGAUUUAGGGCUUCCGCACCGAGUGGUAUAGCGUGGCCUUCAUUAUCGAAGAAA
Messenger RNA from Desarmillaria tabescens, 1975 nucleotides. RefSeq lists its product as uncharacterized. The transcript has 2 exons. NCBI's taxonomy places the organism in Eukaryota, Fungi, Basidiomycota, Agaricomycetes, Agaricales, Physalacriaceae. The record is from RefSeq and is a predicted model, not a curated record. The coding region runs from base 117 to 1670 and encodes 517 amino acids.